Messenger RNA from Cornus florida, 591 nucleotides. Its product is annotated as 10 kDa chaperonin, mitochondrial-like. Gene Ontology annotation, cellular component: mitochondrial matrix. Bases 151 to 444 code for a protein of 97 amino acids. Gene Ontology annotation, molecular function: protein-folding chaperone binding; metal ion binding; ATP binding. The transcript is spliced from 3 exons. The record is from RefSeq and is a predicted model, not a curated record. Lineage: Eukaryota; Viridiplantae; Streptophyta; Magnoliopsida; Cornales; Cornaceae.
CAAGACCCAAAAGCCCUAAAUAGCAAAAACCCUAUCAAAACCCUGAAACCUAGAAUCUUCUACAACCAUCUCCUCAGCGUUUAAAAGAGGGCAAUCUCUCUGUUUCAAGAGCAAAAAACCCUAGAUCUCUUAUCUGCACACAAAAAGUCAAUGGCGAAGCGUCUGAUUCCAACCCUCAACCGAAUUCUGGUGGAGAAGAUCCUCCCUCCGUCCAAGACCACCGCCGGGAUUCUCCUUCCCGAGAAGACCGUCAAGCUGAACUCCGGCAAAGUGGUUGCUGUGGGACCAGGGAUGCGUGACAUGGCGGGAAAUGUGAUACCUGUGGCUGUCAAGGAAGGUGACACAGUCCUCUUGCCUGAAUACGACGGCACCCAAGUCAAGCUCGAUGAGAAAGAGUAUCAUUUGUUCAGGGAUGAGGACGUUUUGGGUAUUCUGCAUGAUUAAUGAUGAUGUUAUGGAAUGAGAUCGAUUUGGGACAAUUGGUAAUGAGUUUUAGUUUAUGGACAUCAACUUAUAAGUGAUGGGAUUUUUGCUUUUUAUGUUACUCUCUGAAAUUGAAAUUUGCUAAUGAAGAGCUUUUUAACUUCUUUA